AGGGAGGUUCGGCUCUGACCGACCCGCCCGUCCCCGCCGCGGCGGCCGCGCGGCAGCCCCGAGGUCCAAGUGGGCCCUUCAGGCCCCGCGGGUCCCCCCGCGGCGGGGCGCCGAUGCUCGCCCUGCGCAGCGGCCACGGCGCCCGGGCUCUGGGCCCGCGGCUGGGGCGCCCGCUGGAGCCUGCGGGCGCAAGGGGCAUCGCCAAGUACGCCCGCAAGGGCGUGUGGGCCCGCGGGGAGGACGGCGAGUACACUAUGGACGACCUGCGCAUCUUCACGCCGGGGAUGCGCCGAAAGUAUCCCUACCACAAAGUUCGGGUGCCGAGCAAACCGUACAUGUGCGCGCGGCACUCGGCCCCGUCGCCACCAGGCAGCGCGGUGAAGCUGGCCAUCAGCUACAUACCCUGGAGCGGCGCGGAUACUUUCUACCGGCUCAAGGCCGCGCUACUCGACCGCCUGCCGGGCGCGCAGAUCAUCGGGAACGCGAACCCGAACCUGCGGGAGAUGACCAUGGACCCGGAGAGCCCGAUACCGGCGCUGCGGGCGGGCAUGGCCUUGCGCGUCAUGCGCCUCAACGACCGGCGGGUGUUGUUGGGCCUCCAGGGAGAGGGCCGUGCGGCCGAGGCGCUCGCGGCGCCAGCGCUGGACCGCCUGGCGGCCGAGGCAGCGGACAACUUCGACUGGCGCUAUGGGCCGCCCGAGUAGCCGCGCGAGGGGCCGCUCGGGGAGCGGGCGCUGUCGGCGUGAGCAGCCCCCCUCUCGUGCUCCGGGCUCCCUCCUUCGCUCCGCUGGAGCCCGCCCCCUCUCUCCAUUCCCCCCUGGGCGCGCCGUCGAGAGCAGACUUUUCGUCCACGCCGAACGCCCGAAAGCAGCUUGGACUCGGAGGAAUCAGGGAGCCUGCAGCUCCGCGGAGCCAGAGUCCGAGCCUCCAGCCGCCUCGCCUCCCUCGCUCUCCCGGCGCCGGCGCCGCGCCUCUGCGAGGCGCUCUGCCCAGGCCGCCCACUUUUCCAGCGUCUCCGUCGAGCGGCGGCCUUCAUCAUCCGCCAUCCGGCCUCCCUCGUCUCCCCUCGCUCCCUCAAUCCACCCCACUCCUGGGUUCUUCCUUCUCCUCCACCACCCGUGAGCUUGCUAUGCUCGUGGGCAGUUUCGUGGCGGCGGACGUUGGCCAUGGCAUGUUCAAAAAUCAGGCAUGUGUGGCUGCUUGUGGAGUGUUUGCAGUGC
This is a messenger RNA of Prorocentrum cordatum, 1220 nucleotides long. The record is from the annotation of a GenBank genome assembly. NCBI's taxonomy places the organism in Eukaryota, Dinophyceae, Prorocentrales, Prorocentraceae.